AUGGAUAAGACUAUAGUUGAAAAGGAUAUUGAAUCGGAUCGUAGGGAUGUAUUAGAAAUCAUGAUGUCGUUUCCCGAAGCAAUCACUGUCCAUACCUAUGCUGGGUCAGUGGGAUGCACUCUUGUAUCCUUGUUUCCACCAUCUGAUCUCAUUAUCCAAGCUGCCAGUGAACAUUUGCUCGAGGAGAAACUAUUAGAGUCUAUCAACCGUGUUAGAGCUCAUCGUGGAGUUGAAGCGUUGAUCCUGGAAGAUGCUAUCAGAGCCCAUCCCAUCUUGUUUAGAGAUUACAUCAGAUACAUGUAUGGUGCCAUCAAAGACUUGCCACAACGUAUCAAGCAACUUAUUGAAGAAGAAAAGACGUACAAUGAGUUCUCGCCACUGUUUUGGUUCCCAACUGUUAUCACUCGCGAGAACCUUCACUUUUUCUACGAUAGUGCCAAGCGUGCUCGUCUCUUUAGAUACUUUAUCAAGUAUAUCUGGUCUUCCAGCACUGUUAAUCAAGAUGUAAACACUCUCCAAACCAAGAGAAAGUUUCUAAAGAAUAAUCCACAAGUUUUGGUAGACCUGCGAGCCUUGUUUGAUGAUCAACAAGACCAAGAAGCUAUUGAUCAAGACAUGGUAGACGAUCUACAAGAUCAAGACAUGGUAGACUAUCAACAUGACCAAGAUCAAGACAUGUUAGACCAUCAACAAGAUCAAGACAUGGUAGACUAUCAACAACAAGAGGAGAUGAUGAUGAUGAUGGGCACUGAUGAAGAAUAUAUUCGACAAGCCAUGGAUAACGAACAUUUUCUUGCUGUGAAUCAAGCCAUGGCAAACCAAGUGGUACAAGAAGAAGAAGAAUUUUUUGAUCAUGUCAGAGAGGGAACGGCAUUCUCUACAUGCCCACUUUGCAACCAAGUAACAUUGCACCAUAGAGAUAUGGAAAAUCAUAUUCUCGUAUGUGUCACCAAGAAUCCACCAGGUGGCCCAAAGCCCAUCUCUGGCAAUAUUGCUGCCAUUCUACAGAACAACAAAACAUCUGUACUCCCAUGGACAAUUCAUGAACAUGCUGGUGUUGUCAUUCGCAAGUUGGCUCAAGCCAUCCAAUUCAAUGACCCAAGAAUUGGUGCAACAUCAAUUUUGUCAAGAGCCAUCGAUCGUGUCGAGAAUGAAUAUCAUGAUAAAACAAUCAAUAGUGCUUCGAAACAUACUGUUCUCAAUAGUGAUAGAUUAGAGGUUCAUGAUAUUCAAAUGCUUCAUAAAAUUGAACCAUUUAAUGUAAGUGGAAAAUAUAGAUAUCUCGAGAUUCCAAAGCCAAUCGGUACUGCACCAAAGAGAUCUGCCGCUCCAAGAAGGCCACCAAGAAAAUCAGAUUCACAGCAGAGAAAGGCUAGAAUUCUUGCCCCAAGAAAGAAGUGUGUAAGAAAGGGGUGUGACUUUAUGGUAGCCAAUUGUAGUCAAGAAUGGGACAAGCCAAAGCCCUUUUGUAGCACCUAUUGCGCCAGAAAGUGUGGUAUCCUCACCAGUGACAGAACCAUCUUUUACAAGGGUCGUUGCAAAGACGUAGAAAAUGGGGCCAAGUGCAAUGCUCACAUUCUCGCAUAUGCUCGUUGCAAGUCAAUGUGUCACCGUCACUACUUGAUGGAGGUUAAUCGACGUAGAAAGAACAAAAUGAUAAUGCCAAGAGUCUCGCCAAUCAAGCCUGUCAAACCAACAUUGGCCUCGGGUGCACCAAUCAACAAGAGAAAGAUUCUCUUUCAAGAUGAUGAUUCAAGUGAUGAUGAUUCAAGUGAUGAUUCAAGUGAUGAUUCAAGUGAUGAUUCAAGUGAUGAUUCAAGUGAUGAUUCAAGCGAUGAUUCAAGUGACGAUUCAAGUGAUGAAUCAAGUGAUGAAUCAAGUGAUUAA
Messenger RNA from Cavenderia fasciculata, 1887 nucleotides. RefSeq lists its product as uncharacterized. The record is from RefSeq and is a predicted model, not a curated record. The coding region runs from base 1 to 1887 and encodes 628 amino acids. NCBI's taxonomy places the organism in Eukaryota, Evosea, Eumycetozoa, Acytosteliales, Cavenderiaceae. The transcript is spliced from 4 exons.